AUGGGUAGCUAUGACUGCUCUGACCCGAAACUAACAAUUUUCUUCGCUGUCAAUAGUUUGAUGAUGUCCGGAAUGAUGGCCUCCAAUACCUCCUUCUACGUCGUGACCGGCGCCGAAAUUCACUGGCGACAAGCCACAUCCUUCCAUGCCGACGCCGCCGCGAUGCGGACCCUCCUGACGGGAUUGGCCGGUUUCCUGAUUGUGGAAGGUAUUCUAUUGACGGUGAAUUGGUUUGUGGCAGGAUUCAUUCAUCGGGUGACGGGUGGAAUCUUGCACGUGUUGGCCUGGCCGAUCCGUGCUUUGGUGGAGCGCCUGCGACCCUGUUUUCAUCGCGUCUACGGUAGUGUCCGGCGGCAGCCCCUUCCGGACCCGGAGACUUACGAGCAGAUUGCGGUCGAUGAUUACCUGGACGAUAAGAGUGAUGAUGGAGAAUCGGACCAUCUGUUGCACACCGGGACCGCGACCGGAAGCACGGCCCCAACGGAGCGCAGGCGGACGGAUACCCCCAUGCGUCGAUUUGUCGUGUUGGGUUUGUUCGCCUUGUUCCUGCUCCUCCGUUUCCUUCGUCCGUGGGCGCCGGCGUACUUGUAUCUCUCAGGCACCCUGCCGUUGACACCGUUCUUUGAGGGUGGACACCGGAAGUCUCCCGUCGACACGACGGCCUUGCCGGGGGAUUAUGGCUGGCUGGAAGAGCGGUCAUCCUUGCACCCCGCACCGGGUUGGGACUGGAUGCCGCAGAAGGGGCUCCCCGGAUUCUCUGAUUGGGAUAAGACCGACCGUUUCGCCUUGCACUACACGCCGAGUAUGGACCCAUUGCACAUCUCCAACCGGGAUAACCCUGUCCUCGAUUCCAUCCGUCCCGUGCUGGAGGACAACAGUGUUAAGAUCAAACAUGUUAUUAUGCUAAAACUUGAGAGUACUCGAGGCGAUGUCUUCCCCUUGAAGAAGGACUCGUUCAUGUGGAAUCGCAUUGCGGAAUCCCACAAGGAUAAGCAGAUCCCACCCGAGAUCCAGGACCGUCUCUCCAACCUGACUCGCACUGCCGAGUGGCUGACCGGUUUUGAUGCCGGAUUCGAGCAUACCGAUUCGCUCCACGCCGAUCGCAAAGCGUACGGUGGCAUUAGCGCGCGGAACGCUCACACGACUGGUACCUACACGCUGAAGAGUCUAGUGGGUACGCUGUGUGGCGUGACGCCUCUGGUAACCGACUUCAACCGCGAAUACAAGCAUCAUAUAUAUCAGCCGUGUCUGCCUCACGUGUUUAAUGCGUUGAGCCAGCAACACGAUAUCACCAACCAGACUGAUGACUUUACUGCGUGGCCGUGGCACUCCGUGUGGAUGCAGUCGGUGACGGAAACCUACGACAACCAGGAUAAGUUGACCCCGGCUCUGGGCUACCACGACAAGAUCACCAAGGAGACGCUGGAGGAACCCAGCUCAAAGCACUUCCCGGUCAAGUCGGAGGAGAUCAACUACUAUGGCUAUGCGGAUACCGAACUACGGGAUUACAUUCGCGAUGCGAUUGAUGAUGCGGAGGCUAGCCACACCCGCCUCUUCCUCACCCACCUGACCGGUACCACGCAUCAUCCAUGGGGAAUGCCACAUGAUGAGUACGAGGAGUUCAUGGGAUCGUCGUGGACCGGACACAACAAUGACGUUAACCGCUACCUGAAUACAAUUGGAUUCGGCGACAACUGGAUCGCUGAGAUUAUUAGCAUUCUGGAGGAGAAGGGCAUUGCGGAUGAGACGUUGAUUGUCAUGGCCGGUGAUCACGGUCUGUCGCUGCCGAACGACGGCGGCGUCACGCCCUACGACAACCCGCAUGUCGGCAGUUUCCACGUUCCCAUUGUGCUUGCGCAUCCGAAACUGCCUCCGGUCGAGGUUUCUACCCCUGUGAACAGUAAUCAGAUUGUGCCGACCAUUUUGGACUUGCUGAUUGAGUCGCGGUCGUUGAGCGAAGGCAGCGGCCGUGCGGCGCGCGACAUCCUAUCCCUGUAUGAAGGGCAGUCCAUGCUCCGCCCCUUGGUUCAAGAAGAGGACGGAAAACAGAACUGGCAGUUCACCGUCAUGAACACUGGCGGUACUUGGCUCGCGGUGCGCUCGGCGGCGCGACCGGCGUUCCGUUUGGUCAUUCCAUUGGUUGACGAUCUGGAAUGGCGAUUCACCGACCUGGAGAAGGAUCCGAUCGAACUCAAACCCAUCAAACACUUCAGUCUCAUGGAUAUGGCCAACGAACUUGACCAGAAGUACGGACAGGACGUCGUGGACUGGCUUCGCGAUGCCGCACAUGUCACUGAGUGGUGGGUGCUCGAUAAUUGGCACCGCUAUCGGUACAUUCCGCAGAUCAAGAUCUCGAAAGACGGCAAAAUUUCCAAGGGCAAGGACUCGGGUGACAAGGGCUCAGACGACAAGGACUCCGAUGAUACGGAUUCUGACGACUCCGAGGACUCGAAGCGUUGA
Aspergillus oryzae RIB40 is the source of this 2460-nucleotide messenger RNA. Its product is annotated as sulfatase domain protein. Bases 1 to 2460 code for a protein of 819 amino acids. The transcript has a single exon. The record is from RefSeq and is a predicted model, not a curated record. Lineage: Eukaryota; Fungi; Ascomycota; Eurotiomycetes; Eurotiales; Aspergillaceae.